Plectropomus leopardus (leopard coralgrouper) is the source of this 530-nucleotide messenger RNA. Lineage: Eukaryota; Metazoa; Chordata; Actinopteri; Perciformes; Serranidae. The record is from RefSeq and is a predicted model, not a curated record.
GCUCAGUACUCUGUUGCUAUCGCCUCGUGCUCUGUUGCUCAGUACUCUGUUGCUUUCGCUUCGUGUUCUGUUGCUGUUGCUUCGUGCUCUGUUGCUGUCGCCUCGUGCUCUGUUGCUGUCGCCUCGUGCUCUGUUACUGUUGCCUCGUGCUCUGCCGUUGCCAUGGCGCUGCACUCUGGCGGCUCAGGUGUCCUCGCUGGUCACGUGACCCUGGUCGUGUGCUGUGUGUUUCCAGGCAGAGGCGGCGAGGGAAAGCAAACAGAGUCCCAUGGUUCAGAGGAACAGCUCCUUCGCCACCUCGCACGAAGUCUGGAAAUACAUCUGUGAGCUGGGAAUCAGCAAGGUGGAUCUGUCCAUGGAAGACAUCGAGACCAUCCUCAACACGCUCAUCUACGACGGGAAGGUCGAGAUGACCAUCAUCGCCGCCAAGGAGGGAACCGUGGGCAGCGUGGACGGACAGAUGAAACUUUACCGCGGCGUCAACGCGGUCAUCCAGCCCACCGGCCUGGUCAGGACGCCCUGCGGUCUCU